This is a messenger RNA of Aspergillus candidus, 2057 nucleotides long. Its product is annotated as general substrate transporter. Bases 59 to 1699 code for a protein of 546 amino acids. The record is from RefSeq and is a predicted model, not a curated record. Gene Ontology annotation, cellular component: membrane. Gene Ontology annotation, biological process: transmembrane transport; carbohydrate transport. Gene Ontology annotation, molecular function: carbohydrate:proton symporter activity. The transcript has a single exon. Lineage: Eukaryota; Fungi; Ascomycota; Eurotiomycetes; Eurotiales; Aspergillaceae.
CAAACCGGAAAUCUUCAUCUCCUCCUUUCACUUCUCUUUGACUCCUGAUCCCGCCAACAUGUGGACGUCAACCUGCGGGUUGUCGGGCAAGCCCCUGCAGUGGGCCAUCACCUUCACGGCCGUCAUGGGUUUCUCGCUUUUCGGUUACAACCAGGGUAUGAUGUCUGGUAUCAUUGCCGGUGACGAGUUCGUCAAGGACUUCCCCGUUCUGAAGAUGCCCGAUGGCGCCGACUCGAACCACAUGAUCGACGUCUACAAGCACAUCAACGUUCUGCGUGGUGGUGUCACCUCCUGCUACGAAAUCGGCUGUUUCUUCGGUGCCCUCUUCUCCAUGUUCUACGGUGAGGUCAUUGGCCGCACUCGCCUGAUUGUCAUGGGUGCCACCAUCCUCAUCAUUGGCGCCACCAUCUCUUGCGCUUCCUUUGGCCCCCAGUGGGGUCUCGGCCAGUUCGUUGUCGGCCGUGUUAUCUCUGGUAUUGGCAACGGUCUCAACACUGCUACCAUCCCGGUCUGGCAGUCGGAGUGUUCGUCCUCACAUAACCGUGGUCUACUUGUUUGCUUUGAGGGUGCACUGAUUGCGGUUGGUACCUUUAUUGCCUACUGGGUUGUCUUUGGCCUCUCCUACGUCGACCAGUCUGUGCAGUGGCGUUUCCCUGUUGCGCUUCAAAUCCUCUUUGCUCUAAUUGUCGUGUUUGGUGCUUUGACACUCCCUGACUCCCCCCGUUGGUUUGUUAUGCGCGGUUAUAGCAAGGAGGCCUGCGAGGUUCUUGGCAAGCUCAAGCGCGAGCCUGCCGACUCGGAUGUUAUUCUUAGCGAGUUUAACUUCAUGAAGGCGGAUGUUGAAAUGACCCGUGCUUCUCAGGCGAGCUGGAAGGUCAUUUUUACCGGCGGCAAGACUCAGGAAUUCCAGCGUCUUCUCCUUGGUUGUGCUGGUCAGUUCUUCCAGCAGUUCACUGGUUGCAAUGCUGCCAUCUACUACUCCACCCUGCUCUUCGAGGAAAACCUGAAACUUGACCACCGUAUGGCUCUGACUAUGGGUGGUGUCUUUGCUACUGUCUAUGCUCUUGCCACUAUCCCCUCAUUCUUCAUGAUUGAGAGAGUCGGUCGUCGUAAUCUCUAUCUAUUUGGUUGGUUUGGUCAGGGUUUGUCCUUUGUUAUCACAUUUGCUUGCUUGAUUAAAGAGACUGAGGAGAACUCGAAGGGGGCUAUUGUUGGCAUCUUUCUCUUUAUUGUCAUCUUUGCUUUUACUAUCCUGCCUCUGCCCUGGAUCUACCCUCCUGAGAUCAAUCCUCUCCGGACCCGUACUGCCGGUGCCGCCGCCUCCACUUGUACUAACUGGAUCACCAACUUCGCUGUUGUCAUGUUCACUCCUCUCUUUGCUGCCACCUCCUCCUGGGGUGUCUAUCUCUUCUUUGCUAUUAUGAACUUUAUCGCCGUCCCGAUCAGCUACUUCUUCAUUGUGGAGACUGCUGGUCGUGAACUCGAGGAAAUCGACAUCAUCUACGCCAAGGCCCAUGUCGAGAAACGCUGGCCCUUCAAGGUUGCCCAGGAAUUGCCCAAGCUCAGUAUGGCCGAGAUUACCCAGCAGUGCCAGGCGCUUGGACUCGACACCAACACUGUCGCCCCCCACCAGAGCGAGAUCGGCCUCGGCAGCGGCUCUUCCAAGGACGAGGUCCAGGAGAAGCAGGGCGGGGAUUAAAUUACUCGUCGCUCUUUUCAUUGAAAACUUACGCAUCGCGACGGUUCUAACCACCCCCGAUGCUCAUUCGAAUACCCCUGGCUACAUGCAUGUUUUCUUGCUCCCGCGUGUGCAUGCAUAGAUCGUGAAAGAUAGAUUUGGUGUAUCUCCAUUACCUUUUCUUUUUUUGUGUGUUCUUGUUUUUGUAUUCUAUUUCUCCCUGUUUUCUUAAUAAUUCUUCUGUGUACACCUGGUCGAGUUUCAUGUCAGCUGGCUGCGCGAUCUUCCCCAUAUUCAUGAGAUUGGAACAUGUGCAGCUAUGAUGCCCGAGAGGUUUUAUGAUCAAUAACCGGCAGAGAAUAUACUUCUUCUUUCUCUA